Molecule: messenger RNA, 1101 nt
Organism: Wyeomyia smithii (pitcher-plant mosquito)
Lineage: Eukaryota; Metazoa; Arthropoda; Insecta; Diptera; Culicidae
Product: general odorant-binding protein 56d-like
Exons: 3
Coding region: 158-574 (138 amino acids)
Biological process (GO): sensory perception of smell
Molecular function (GO): odorant binding
Source: RefSeq, a predicted model, not a curated record
UCAGCAAAACAGAACCUUACCUUCCUUAGCUGUGUCUAGUCUAUAAAAGUGAACUGGAAAGAAGAUGUUUUUCCUUGUAGUCAACCCCGCUUCUUCGAUUAGUGCCCUGUAGUGUGAUAGUUGCUGCCGUAGACAAGCUCUACAACGUGCGUUCUCAAUGAAAUCCGCUAAAGCUUCCCUGUGCCUAGUGCUGAUCGCUAUCGUGUCAGUAAACGCAUUGCCACCGGCCAGCAAAGCUGAAAUCCGUCGGAACAUUCGCGUGUGCGCCAAAGAGAACGGAGUUUCGAGUCAAAGCGCGCUGCGGGUGCUGAAAGGAAACUUCUUCGAUGAUAGCGAUAACAUCAAGUGUUUCAUCAAGUGUAUGUUCAGUAGCAUGGGAUUCAUCAACGAGAACGAUGAGGUCAACGAGGAGGCAAUCCGGGAGAAGGUGAUGGAGCACAUAGGCUCGGACGAGGCAAACACACUGUACGAGAAGUGUAACAUCACCGGUGAGGAUUUGUGCGAUACUUCGUUCCUCGUGUACAAAUGUAUAUUCGAAAAUUAUGACGUCUCACCUGACAUGAUGGAUUUGUGAGCGGUUAUCGUUUGAUCAGUGCUUAAGGGAAGACUCAAGUGAAAUGUGCAAGCUGGCACUACGGGGGAGAAUCAAUCUGUUAUAGUCUUGAUGAUGUUGUUUCUUAUGCUGUACAUUCUCAGAAUCUAUGUCACACAUGAAACAUUCGGUUUUGCUGUGUAAGGUUUUUUAUAGGGACCUAUUUCUCUAAACGGCGUUUCUCGUGAAGCGAAUUUGAGUUUCAAUUAUGAACUGUUCCUCAUAGGAACAUGCAAUUUUAUGAUCUGUUUAAAAUGGUAUAAUGAUUAGGUGAUGAAAAACUUGAAAAUUCAAGUUCAAGUUUUUCCAAUUGGAACGGCGUAAGAGAAUAAUAAAUAAUUAGACUGGUUUUGGUCCUUAAAAAAACACACAGUCGACAGUUGAACAAACAUUAUUUCAACGAUUCUAUAAACAAAAACUCAAAUGAUUUUUUUAUGUUUAUGUAGAUAUAACUAGAAAUUUUCGAAAACUAACUAAAUAGAAAUAUAUAAGUCAAAAUCUUGUCAACA